Molecule: messenger RNA, 1318 nt
Organism: Tinamus guttatus (white-throated tinamou)
Lineage: Eukaryota; Metazoa; Chordata; Aves; Tinamiformes; Tinamidae
Source: RefSeq, a predicted model, not a curated record
AUGGCCUCAGCGGCGUCCCAGGAGCGAGCGAGCGCGAUCACCUCCAUCGAGGCUGCGCGUCUCGGCUGCGCUCGGCGCCAGGCGCGGAUCCCUCUGGCUCCUUGGCUGCCGGAUGAGGCUUCCCCCGCGGCGAAGGCUGGGCCUGUCGGAGACAGGGUGGUGGUGCUGGCCCGCUCGGGGCUCUGGCAGGAGGUGGUGAACGUGCCAGCCAGCCAGACCUGGCCGAUGCCCGAGGGCAUGAGCUUCGAGGAGGCCGCUGCUUUUCCUGUCAACUACAUCACUGCCUACAUGAUCCUCUUUGACUUCGGAAACCUGAGACCCAACCAGAGUGUGCUGGCCCGCUCGGGGCUCUGGCAGGAGGUGGUGAACGUGCCAGCCAGCCAGACCUGGCCGAUGCCCGAGGGCAUGAGCUUCGAGGAGGCCGCUGCUUUUCCUGUCAACUACAUCACUGCCUACAUGAUCCUCUUUGACUUCGGAAACCUGAGACCCAACCAGAGCGUCCUCAUCCACAUGGCUGCAGGUGGUGUGGGGACUGCUGCUGUUCAGCUCUGUAAAACAGUAGAAAACAUCACUGUUUUUGGCACAGCAUCAGCCUCCAAGCAUGAUGCGCUCAAAGAGAGUGGUGUUGCUCACCCCAUUGACUACAGAACGAUGGAUUAUGCAGAAGAGAUACGGAAGAUCUCUCCCAGAGGUGUUGACAUUGUCAUGGACCCCCUGGGAGGAUCCGAUACAUCCAAAGGAUUUCACCUCUUGAAGCCCAUGGGCAAGCUCAUAACUUACGGAGUAACGAACCUGAUCACUGGGCAGAAGAGGAACCUCAUAGCUAUCGCUAAAACCUGGUGGAACCAGUUCAGCAUCAAUGCUUUGCAGCUCCUACACCAUAACAAGGCUGUGUGUGGCUAUGACCUUGGAAACAUGGAUGAAGAGCAUGAGCUUAUUGGAGGAGUUGUAAUGAAGCUGGUGAACCUGUACAACCAAGGCAAAAUCAAGCCCAAGAUAGACUCUGUAUGGCCCUUUGAAAAGGUGGCAGAUGCCAUGAGGCACAUGCAGGAGAAGAAGAACGUUGGGAAGGUCAUCCUAGUUCCUGAAGUACCGAAGGAAGAAUCCAAGAAAGAAGAGAACUAACAAGGCGAGAGAUAUGUGCAGAUUGUGGAUUCAUGGUUUAACUCUCUGAUCCCUUUGGGACCUGGAAAUGGACAGAUCAAUAGCUUUCAUCUUCAUCAAUAAGGAGCAUCUUGGUUAAAGUUCAGAUGAGGUUUGCAUGCUCUGGUCAUGACUGGCCCUUUGCCAAAUAUGCCUCUUGCCCUAGCUUUGUUCU